Messenger RNA from Dendrobium catenatum, 3052 nucleotides. RefSeq names its product protein ENHANCED DISEASE RESISTANCE 2-like. NCBI's taxonomy places the organism in Eukaryota, Viridiplantae, Streptophyta, Magnoliopsida, Asparagales, Orchidaceae. The transcript is spliced from 22 exons. Bases 503 to 2638 code for a protein of 711 amino acids. Gene Ontology annotation, molecular function: lipid binding. The record is from RefSeq and is a predicted model, not a curated record.
UUGUAGUCCGAAAACAGCCGGAAAAUGGCACGAUGGUAAAUUCGAACCACACUUCCAGCCAGCCCGAAACAUAGCACGCCGUUCCCGAACGCCCCCGCAGCAGCAUAUCCGACGUCUUACGGUCUGGUCCUCUAACUCCUGACAGGGAAAACAAGAAGCAUCCCUCUUCUUCUCACCAGUCCUACUCAGUCAACGCCGGCAAGGAGUGAGACCCAGAGAAGAAAGCGACAAGGAGCUACUCGUAUUCUUUCGGUCUUUUAUCUUUAUCUAUUUCUUUUAGUUGCUCGUCCGAGCCCUUUGUCGUACUCUGUGCGAUGGCUUUUCCCUGGUUGGGCGCUGUGGUUUGUAAAAUUCAGGUGCAGUUUUUGACGCUUCUUUCGAUACUUUUUUGACCACAGGCUUUAGCUCUGCUUCUGUAUCUUUUGAGAUUGUGAGGUGGAGGAGAGGGGAAGCUGUUGCUUGACCCUUGAAGAAAUUCUGGAUCGGGCAAGUAGGAAGAAGAAUGUCGAAAGUAGUAUACGAGGGAUGGAUGGUGCGCUUUGGUCGGAGGAGGAUCGGCCGUUCGUUCAUCCACAUGCGGUACUUUGUACUCGAAACUAGGGUUCUUGCUUAUUACAAGAGGAAGUCCCUGGGUAAUAUGGUUCCUAUCAAAACCCUUUUCAUAGAUGGGAAUUGUAGGGUGGAGGAUAGAGGACUUAAGAUUCACCAUGGACAUAUGGUAUAUGUACUGUGUGUGUACAACAAAAAGGACAAGUACCAUCGAAUUAUGAUGGCAGCGUUCAACAUCCAGGAGGCUUUGGUCUGGAAGGAGAAAAUUGAAUCUGUGAUUGACCAGCAGCAAGAUUUAAACACAGCUAAUGGAAGUAUGCUACAUGCUUCAUUUCUGGCCAAAGCUGGCAUUAAUGCUGAUGGGAACGCUUCUUCAUCUGACAGGGAAAGCCUGGCAAGUGCCGAGGAUGAGGAAGUAACAAACCGCACAAUGAUUCGUAGGACAACAAUUGGCAAUGGUCCUCCUGAAUCAAUGCUCGAUUGGACACGCCAGGGUGAUUCGGUGUUAUCAAAUCAGAGUACUUCAGAUGAAGUUUUUUCUAGAAAACAUUGGCGCCUUGUCAGAUGUCAGAAUGGUCUUCGCAUUUUUGAAGAGCUUUCGGAAGCUGAUUACCUUCCAAGAAGUUGUAGUAGAGCAAUGAAAGCUGUUGGUGUGGUGGAGGCCACUUGUGAAGCAAUAUUUGAACUUGUGAUGUGUAUGGAUGGAACUCGAUUUGAGUGGGACUCCAGCUUCCAAUAUGGUAGCUUAGUAGAGGAGGUAGAUGGACAUACUGCAAUAUUAUAUCAUAGACUGCAGCUGGGCUGGUUUUCCAUGCUUGUGUGGCCACGUGAUCUGUGCUAUGUGCGUUAUUGGAGACGUAAUGAUGAUGGAAGCUAUGUUGUGCUUUUUCGGUCUAGGGAGCAUCCAAAUUGCAGCGCACAACCAGGAUUUGUCAGGGCCCAUAUUGAGAGUGGUGGAUUCAACAUUUCUCCUCUAAAAUCCCGUAAUGGGAGAACUCGAACAAAAGUUGAACAUCUCAUGCAAAUUGAUUUAAAAGGAUGGGGUGUUGGUUAUUUUCCAUCAUUUCAGCAACAUUGUUUGAUUCAGAUGUUGAACAGUGUAGCUGGUUUGCGUGAAUGGUUUUCCCAAACUGAUGAAACUCACACAGUUCCAAGGAUACCAGUUAUGAUGAGCAUAUCUUCAGGUUCAGUUUCUUCCAAGAAAGGAGGGAAAAGCCAUGAUUACUCUAAUCAGUCAAUUCCUUUGGAUGAAGAAUCAGAUGAGGAUGAAGAUUGCCAGAUUCACGAACCUGAAGAAAUGAUGGACUCAGUCAAGGCUGAGAAUGCUGUGAAGCAACCAGAUGAGGAUCCAUUGGAUCAGCUUGAUUUGUCAUCCUUUUCUGGCAAUUUACGACGUGAUGAUCGUGAUAAUAUUCGAGAUUGUUGGAGAAUGCCUGAUGGAAACAACUUCAAAGUCCGUGGCAAGACGUUCUGUUAUGACAAAACAAAGAUACCUGCAGGCAAGCCUUUUAUGAAGCUUGUAGCAGUUGAUUGGUUCAAGGAUGUGAAAAGGAUGGACCAUGUUGCGAGGAGACAAGGCUGUGCGGUUCAGGUUGCCUCUGAGAAAGGACUGUUCACUUUGGUCGUAAAUGUUCAAGUUCCAGGUUCAACCCAUUACAGUAUGGUCUUUUAUUUUGUGUCAAAACCACUAGUUUCUGGGUCAUUGCUGCAACAUUUUGUUGACGGUGAUGAUGAAUUCCGAAACAGUAGAUUCAAGCUAAUCCCCUCUGUUCCUAAGGGUUCUUGGAUAGUUCGUCAAAGUGUCGGAAGCACCCCAUGCUUACUAGGAAAAGCAGUUGAUUGUACCUAUAUUCGUGGACCAAAAUACUUGGAAAUUGAUAUUGACAUUGGUUCUUCCACUGUAGCUAAUGGAGUUCUGGGAUUAGUCUUUGGUGUGAUUACUACUUUGGUAGUCGACAUGGCCUUCCUUAUACAGGCAAACACUUAUGAGGAGCUCCCCGAACGGCUCAUUGGAGCUGUUCGUGUUUCGCGGUUAGAACUUUCUUCUGCUAUAGUUCCACAACUUGAGCCCAACACCUCAACUGAAUAAGAGACGUUAAAAUUGUGAUCUCUCAUCUCAAAUUCUUUCAAUAUUUUCUGGCUCGUUAAAAUGUUUCAUAAAAUCGGUCUAAAGCAGAGCUGGUUCUUGUCUGGCCCUUCUAAAGCAGAGUAUCCAGAGGGUAUCUAUAACGUAGAUAGAUAACAUGUUCAGAUAAGCUGUUACUGAUCAUAAGUAGUGUUUCAGAGCUUUGAAUAAUUCAUUGUAUCUGCUGCACUGCAAAGAUGGGAACUUUGGGCUUUUAUUUUUACUUUUUUUAAGUUUUUAAUUCUGUUUGGCAAACGAACGACUAUGAUGUAAAAUGUAGCAAAUUUCAUUGAUUGUACAAAAUGAUAGAAGGCCAAUGUUGUUGACGAGGGAACAAAGAGUAAUUAUAAAUUAUGUGAAACUAUACUUAGUAUAAAA